UUCGUGUGAAAAAGUAUGUAGGCGUGCACAUAUAUUGGCAUUUUAUAAACCAUUCUGACAAAUCGUCAAUCGGUUUCAUAGAACGAACUGAAAUAAUGCUGGUGUUUCUUGUUCUCGCUUUCAUUCCGUGCAUUUUUGCACAGGCCAUUGACAUGGACGCCUGGUACGCCCAUCUGGAGGUGGAGACGGAGAAGCUGUGGACAUCACUCGACUACAACAAGAACGGCCAAUACGACCUCCACGACGUGCACCAGUUUAUCAGAGACUACGACACAGACCGUGAUCACCAGGUGACUGCCAAGGAGUUCUACUUCCACUUCGACAUGAGUGAGCCGGCACUGGCCCGCGUCCACACCGGCCUCUUCAACGAGUACGACAACGACCAGAACGGCGUCGUCACCACCUCCGACAUCGAGGCCGUCUACGGAAAAAUGGACAUGGACAAAGAUGGAACAGUCAACAAAGCUGAGUUUAAAGAAUACUACAAAAAUCUUUUGACCUUGUUGUAUUUGAUUCAGUUUGAAGAACAGACCUAAAUUAAAAUAUAGUUUACCAAUA
Gigantopelta aegis is the source of this 558-nucleotide messenger RNA. RefSeq lists its product as uncharacterized. The record is from RefSeq and is a predicted model, not a curated record. The transcript has 6 exons. Gene Ontology annotation, molecular function: calcium ion binding. NCBI's taxonomy places the organism in Eukaryota, Metazoa, Mollusca, Gastropoda, Neomphalida, Peltospiridae. The coding region runs from base 96 to 536 and encodes 146 amino acids.